This is a messenger RNA of Impatiens glandulifera, 1457 nucleotides long. RefSeq names its product wax ester synthase/diacylglycerol acyltransferase 11-like. Gene Ontology annotation, molecular function: diacylglycerol O-acyltransferase activity; long-chain-alcohol O-fatty-acyltransferase activity. The transcript is spliced from 5 exons. Bases 54 to 1457 code for a protein of 467 amino acids. Gene Ontology annotation, cellular component: plasma membrane. The record is from RefSeq and is a predicted model, not a curated record. Gene Ontology annotation, biological process: triglyceride biosynthetic process. Lineage: Eukaryota; Viridiplantae; Streptophyta; Magnoliopsida; Ericales; Balsaminaceae.
UGAGAAAUGAUGAUCAUGAUGAAGAGGAGGUGGAGGAAUCAGGAGCAUCAUCAAUGCCAGCAAGUCCAAAUGCAGAAUACUACAACAGCUCAGCAUUAUCAGUGGCCAUCAUAGCUGUUAUGGAGAUGGAACUCCCCUACGACCACCACCACUUUCCGGCCAUCCAUCUUCUCAGUCACUCCUUCUUACCCAUCAAUCCCCGCUUCUCCUCUAUCAUGGUGGAAAGCGAUAACAGGGGAAAAAAAUGGAAACGGGUUCCUGUUAACGUGGAAAAUCACCUGAAAACCGCUAGCUAUCCGGAAGAUGAACCGAUCGAAUUUUACAACAAAUGUUUGGAAGAAUACUUGGCAAAGAUGUCCAUGGAUGGAUUCCCACAGGAUCAACCCUUGUGGGAAAUGCAUAUCUUCAAGUACCCUACUAGCAAAGCAUGUUGGCACUUAAUAUUCAAGCUCCACCAUUGCCUUGGUGAUGGCUAUUCAUUAGUCGGAGCUCUUCUCUCCACUAUGCAAAGAGCCGACGACCCUUCUCUUCCUCUCACAUUCCCUUCCCGUCAAUCGUCGUCGACCCUGAAAAUGGCCAAGAACAUCGCUUUCUUCAAGCGCAUACCUGCUUUUUUUAUGGAUACAUUGAAAGAUUUUGGUUGGAGUGUGUUGAGGAGUAGCAUCUUAGAAGAUGAUCAGAACCCAAUAAGAUCUGGGAAAGAAAUGGUGGAGCUUUGUCCCAUGAAUAUAACAACAGUCAGAUUCUCACUUGAUCAGCUUAAACAUAUUAAGACAAGUUUGGGAGUGACAAUAAACGACGUGAUUGUGGGGGUAAUCUUUUGCGGAAUUCGUCUAUACAUGAAAGAAAAAAAUGGGGCCAUGGGGGGUUCGGCGGGAGCGAAUGCAUUGGUGGUGUUCAAUUCCCGUGCCAUUGGAGUCGGGUAUAAAUCUGUUGAGGAAAUGUUGAAGCCUAAUGCUGAAAUGGCAUGGGGAAAUAGAUUUGGGUUCUUCCAUAUAGCUAUUCCAAAGAUGAUGGAUGGAAAAGAAGAAGAAGAAGAUGGAUUCAUGACCAUUAAUAAUCCUUUACAUUUUAUAAUGGAGGCUCAUCGGAUGAUCAAGAAGAAGAGAAAUUCUGCAGCUGGUUUUCUCACUGCCAAGCUCCUUCAAACAAUGCGCAAGUUUAGAGGCUCAGAGGUGACAUCGAAGUAUAUAUACAGUGCCAUGAAGAACUCUAGCAUGGCGGUUUCUAAUGUUAUAGGACCAGUGGAGAAGAUGGUUCUGGCUAACCACCCAAUCAAAGGCUUGUUCUACACUGUUACUGGCAUUCCACAGAGCUUGGUGAUAACAAUGAUGAGUUACAUGGGAAAACUAAAUGUGGUGUUUAGAACAGAGAAAGACUACAUAGAUCCACCCCUCUUCAACUCUUGCAUCCAACAUGCCUUCCGAAUCAUCCUCAAAGAUUGUACCGACAAUUAA